AUGCUUGCGCCGGCGGUGCCAGAGAUUAUUGAAGAUGACGAUAUCGGAUUGGCAGUCGAUGCACGAACGGAGAGUCUUCCCGGACUUCGAGAAUUAGGACCUCCGGACCUUGUUCACUUGGUCAAGCAGAGUUCCAAAGCCGGGGCAAAACAAACCGGCGUGUAUCACCAUGUCACCGGCGUCGACGCCUCCUCCUCUGCCAGUCUAGCCGCAUAUGUGAACACCCUAACAUUCAAUCCCGCCGACAAGACGCAUAAAGUGGUUUCUGGCCUUUAUUGUUGCUAUAAUGCCUUCUCACACCUGGACAUGCGGGUCGAGGUCAAAAUCCCCGGUAGUGUGGAAAGCUACUGUGUCGACGAAAGAGGAGACAGAAGAGUGGCAACGGAAGGUCUCUGGCUAGAAACCUUUCUCUGCGCGGUCUUGCGCGCAUAUUCAUAUUCCGAUGACGGCAGUGGUGAUACCAUCAAAAAGAUCAUCGGCGUCAGGAGGUUCAAUCCAAUCACGAAUACAGAAUUGGAACACCGAUUUUUCGAAGCUGCCGAAAGAUUGUUCUUCAGUGGCCGUCAACUGGGCUCUGACCCGGAAAUCCAGAUUCCCAACAUUGUGUCAAACCAUCUCACGGCAGGACUACUGAAAUACAUCAAGACGACCGGACGAUAUGCUUCGGGGAUCAAUCUUUUUGAGAAGCUGCGGACCAAGGAUGUGGAGGUGUCUUCCCUAUUGGCUCGCGUUCUUUUGGACGGCGAUGAAGAAGUCCAAGCGGUCCGGCUCCUGCACGAUGCCUUGCAGGAUGUGCCCAUGGACUACGCUUUACUCGACUGCCAGGCCUCCUUCUGCCAGAGCAAGGGUGAAGGUGAGAUGGCCCUCGAGCUGGCCAAACAAGGCGUGACAGCCGCCCCGAGUGAGUUCAGCACCUGGGCUCGUUUGGCCGAGGUCUACGUGGACCUAGAACAGUGGGAUCUGGCACUUCUGACCCUCAAUUCCUGCCCCAUGUUCUCAUAUCAAGACAAAGAUUCUCCCAGGAUGCCUGAACCAAGCCGGGUUCUGUUACCCAUCCUUCCUGAAAGUGCGCUUGACGAAAUUGAUGAAGGACAACCGAGACAAGGAGAGCCCUACGAUCAAGUACAUGUCUCUUUGCGGAAAUUACAGGCUGCGACGUAUCAGGGGACCUUCUUGAAAGCAUACAGCUUACUUACUCGGAUUGCCGCGUCCAUUGGUUGGGAUACGCUUCUCAAGACCCGAAGUCAGGUCUUUGUGAUGGAGGAAGAAUAUCGUACCGAAAAACAACACUCAAUUACUCCAAAGAUACCGUCCAGCAAAAAUGCAAGCACGAUUGCCCUCUCCGGAACUCCCAACGGACACUCCAAAGCCAGCAACGCGGAACCGUCGGAAGAUGACGAAUCGGAAGAAGGUUCUGGAGGAGAAGAAGAAGAAGAAAAGGUGCCGGACGAAGGAUCAUCAACGGCUCCCACUGUAAAUGGUGGCGCUGAUGAGAACGCCACGAUGAAGACCAACAGAUCCAUGGAGAAGCCAGUCCCCACGAUUGCAGCAGAGGAAGUGAAAUCGGGCAGCGAUGAGCCAGAUCCAAUGCACACCCAUUAUCCCCAAUUCCAGAACAAGCGUCUCUGCGAGCGAUGGUUGGACAACUUGUUCAUGGUGCUUUACGAGGAUCUUCGGAUCUACACCAUUUGGAGAACAGAAAUGGGACAAUAUCGUCAGCAACAGAUGCAGUACAAGAAAUCCGCAGCGGAAUGGGAGAUCCUCGGAGAACUUGCCGAAAGACUGCACCACUCGAACGAAGCGUUGGAGGCUUAUCAGCAAUGUUUAAAUAUUCGAUUCUCGCCCAAAGCAAUGAGAGGUAUGCUCCGAAUGUAUGAGAGAAAGGCCGACACGAGAAACACGUUGGCAUGCCUGAUUCGAUUGAUUACCUGGCAAUACAGGUGGUAUUCAGAGUUCUCCCCCGAGCUCUUCUAUUCGAUACGGAAACUGAUCGAAGAGGAAGGGGCCGUCAAAGUCCGCAGUAUCGUGCAAUCCACGAACCUGCCCCAGCACGUGCUUGAUUUGACGCAUGAAUAUUGCCAACUGUGUGUAACUUUCCGGAGUAGCGGCACGGAUGGGUGA
This is a messenger RNA of Rhinocladiella mackenziei CBS 650.93, 2121 nucleotides long. RefSeq lists its product as uncharacterized. The record is from RefSeq and is a predicted model, not a curated record. Gene Ontology annotation, molecular function: protein binding. The transcript has 3 exons. Bases 1 to 2121 code for a protein of 706 amino acids. Gene Ontology annotation, cellular component: exomer complex. NCBI's taxonomy places the organism in Eukaryota, Fungi, Ascomycota, Eurotiomycetes, Chaetothyriales, Herpotrichiellaceae. Gene Ontology annotation, biological process: Golgi to plasma membrane transport.